CGCGACAACAAAGUUAAAUCUCAAUGACUACGAAGUCGACUGUAUGUAUGUGUUCGGCAUCGGUGUGCCCCUAUCUAUUCGCGCUCUGUUGUGGUUGUGUCUGCUGUGGUGCUGACGCCCUCGGUGUUUUCUAUUCGUGCCAUUUUCCUUGAACGUUGUUAUUGUAUUGCGUGCGCUGAUCGUCUGCUUAUCAUUCGUCAUAACUGGUGUUCGGCGACGAGACAAUUGCGGUUGCACCGUUCGGCGACUUGGCCGUCCGUGUCUAGUGUUGCCGUGGAAGUUUGGCGGGUCGCUUCUUUCUUUUCGAUUAUUCCCGUACGAAAGCAGACGCAGCUUGUAGAGGCAAACACUGCGUUGUCGUCGCCACUGACAACGAUAGCAGCAGCAACCAAGUCGUUCUGUUGGCUGGUGUUCGUGCCUGCCGCCGUCGGUAGUGGUACGAUAUACGAACGAAAGGGGACGGCUACGACAGCCGUAGUGGCGACUGUUGAGCGGCUUCCCACAAGGAAAAGGUGCUGUGGCUAGAACAGGCUGUCGCUGUUACGGCCAGGACAGCGGUAAAGGCUGAACGGAUACCACGGACCAUCGGUUGCAAAAAAUAUUAGGCCAAAAGCAGUCGAAGUUGCGAAUUAGACCAAACGGCGUUUUGCAGUACAGGUUAAGGCCGAUACUGCGCACUACGUACGACCAGAUGAGUAAACAUUCGCGCAUACGUCGCCAGAACAUAAAAUAGGACCAGUACGUCUGUUUAAACGUGUGAUUGGCGUGCGUUUUCGCGCUCGCAAUACGCGCGUAAAAGAUGCCUGAAUUGUAUCAUAACGACAUCAGCAACAUUCCGCGUUCAGAUCGUCAAAUAGGAAGUGACCCUGGCCCUGUUGAACAGCCGAUACAGAUCCUCACAGCCAGUGAUGACCAUACAUUUAUUCUGAACGAUAUUGAACUCACAAAGCUCCUUUUACGCGAGGACAUUAAAGACCUCAAGGUUGUCGUUGUGUCAGUUGCUGGCGCCUUUCGAAAAGGGAAAAGUUUUCUACUUGAUUUCUUCCUGAGAUAUAUGCGGGCAAAUGGUUCGACUCAAUGGCUGGGCGACGAAGAUACCCCGCUGCAGGGCUUCAGCUGGAAGGGUGGGUGUGAGCGAGAUACGACCGGCAUCCUACUUUGGAACGAAGUCUUCAAGGUGAAGAUGCCGUCAGGAGAAAAAGUGGCUGUUCUGUUUAUGGACACGCAGGGCUCGUUCGACUCACACUCCACAGUGAAGGAUUGUGCAACAAUCUUUGCACUUUCAACGAUGACCUCCUCUAUCCAGGUGUACAACUUAUCCCAGAACAUUCAAGAAGACGAUCUUCAGCACCUUCAGCUGUUUACAGAGUACGGCCGCUUGGCCUCGGAAGCUGGUACCCACGAUUGCGCACCUUUCCAGAAGCUUCUGUUUCUUGUACGCGAUUGGAGCUAUCCGUAUGACGCUCCUUAUGGGCCUGAGGGUGGAAAGGAAAUCCUUGAAAGGAGACUUGAAAUCAGCGAGAAACAACAUCCGGAGCUACAGCAACUUCGAAGACACAUUCGGUCAUGCUUCUCGUCGAUAACCUGUUUCCUUUUGCCUCAUCCCGGACUGAAGGUUGCCACUUCACCGCAUUUCGAUGGGCGGAACCGCGAUAUCGAAAAAGAGUUCAAAACGCAGCUUUCUGACUUGGUGCCGUCGUUGUUGGCGCCAAAAAAUCUCGUCAAGAAACAGAUCGAUGGCAGAGAUGUUACAUGUCAGGAGCUGCUCGAGUAUUUUCGCGCAUACGUUAAUGUGUUUGGCGGGAACGAACUGCCUGAACCGAAAACAAUGUUGGAAGCGACCGCUGAAGCCAAUAAUCUCGCGGCGGUUGCCGUCGCUCGUGACUUUUAUACACGAGAAAUGGAGAAGCUGUGCGGAGGUGAUCAGCCUUACGUUUCGCCGCGCGAACUUCAGACUCACCAUGUACGCUUCAAGGAUCUGGCUCGACACCAGUUCGAGAAUACGCGAAAAAUGGGUGGCAACGAAUUCUGUCUUCGCUACCUGCACCGGCUACUGACAGAACUCGAUGAAAUGUUCGCGAACUUCCAAAAGCACAACGAGAGCAAGAACAUUUUCCAGGCCGCGCGAACGCCAGCGUGCCUUUUUAGUGUUGUUAUAUUCUUUUACAUCUCCUCAGGAAUCUUCGCGUUGUUUGGAAUUUAUCCACUAGCAAAUAUAUGCAAUCUUUUCAUGGGUUUGGUCCUGUUGGCCUUGGUAGGCUGGAUUUACAUCCAAUACAGUGGCGAGAUGCGCGAGAUUGGGCACCAGAUCGAUAUUGUGGCUAGUCAGCUCUGGACGCACGUAUUAAAACCUCUUUAUAAGAUGGCAACCCAGGAUCGACUGGCGGUCAAUCCCACGGCAAACUUGCCUUCAGAUGAUUCUAACGGAAUGACCACAACACUAACAUCCAGCUUCAAGAAUACAGGUACACAGGAGACAACAUACAGAUAUCGUCCCACUGCGAGGAAGGUCAACUAGUAAAACAGAAGUGAAUAGAAAUACGAGCGCACAUAGUGAAUGAAGAGACAUAAACUAGGCACUGAAACGAGAGGGCGGCAGCAAGCAGAAAUUAAUGGAAACUAGCGACAGACCGACCACGAUGAUAUUGGACAGUGAAAUAUUUGAUCGCACAUCCGACGCCGCGUGUCCGCGCUGAUCAUUUUUCAGUUCUUUUAAACAGCUACUCAUUUUUCUCUGCCACACUUUUGUUUCAAGGCAGUUGGAUAGAUUAUUGGUUGUUCGUAAAGUUUCGACAAACGAGAAAAAUCUAAACAAAGAAAAUGGACCACAUGGAAUUUCGCCGAAUCUUUAGCUGGCGGUAUCGCCGCUAACACUGACGAAUGGUCUAUUGAGUCGUUUUUACAUGCAUAUCCAACAAUAUACUCGACAACAAGUACGUUUAAAUUACGUGGAAUAAACAAAAAAAACAUGGGAAUUAAUUUGUUUCAGUUUUUUUUGUAUCUUCAGUUGUAUUGUUGAAGGUUAUUGCAAGGAAGAAAACAAGCGAAUGUUAAAGCGUCAUUGCUGAGAUGAAACUGGAAGGGGAAUUGCAGCAGUUUUAUUCAUCCUUAUCACACGAUUAACGUUUUUUGGCGUUCUACCUUCUCUUACAUGUAAACUAUUCUAAUGAGAUGCGUGCAUAAAAAUAUGCAUAGAUCACAUUUUUACGUAAAAACAUUUUCAUUAUUAACAAAGUAUAACGUUCGUUAUAAUAAUGAACACAUAUGUGACCUUUGAGGUUGUACA
Molecule: messenger RNA, 3286 nt
Organism: Varroa destructor (honeybee mite)
Lineage: Eukaryota; Metazoa; Arthropoda; Arachnida; Mesostigmata; Varroidae
Gene: atl
Product: atlastin GTPase
Molecular function (GO): GTP binding; GTPase activity
Source: RefSeq, a predicted model, not a curated record